AUGGUCAUCGGCAAACACCGAUGUUUGAUUUGGUCAUCAUCAACAGUCCACGUCUCUUUUGUUCAACAACAUCCAUCGUGUUUCCCCAGUGAUGAUGACAAUCCAGUGUCAUCUGACGACGACGAUGCACGGCGACGUCGUAUAAUCAAAGUGCCACGUCGCCAACGUCGAUGUGGCAACCAAACAGUGAAUGAUGAAUACAUCAGGACAAAUACUGAUGUAUUCAUUGUUUGUCGUCAUUCAUUGACAACAGCAUGUGCUGACAGCCCACCACACCCACCAGCAUCUACAAAUGGCGACAACAGCAAUGAGGACGACACAAUAUGGUGA
Messenger RNA from Laccaria bicolor S238N-H82, 330 nucleotides. RefSeq lists its product as uncharacterized. NCBI's taxonomy places the organism in Eukaryota, Fungi, Basidiomycota, Agaricomycetes, Agaricales, Hydnangiaceae. The record is from RefSeq and is a predicted model, not a curated record. The transcript has 3 exons. The coding region runs from base 1 to 330 and encodes 109 amino acids.